AGAUAAGAAACCCCGGGGACGAUAAGAGUUUGAAUCUACUUUUAAUUGUAACAGAAGUUGCCAAUUAUAGAAGGAUGAUAGGAGAGAUAAUUAAAAAAAAAGGGGGUUUGCUUAGUAUAUAAGCAGUGAGGAAAAUACAACCUCUUCUGCUUCUUCUUUACAACAAGAUAACAAAUCUUAACUUCCUUAUAUAAAAAAUGGCUGUCAUUUCCAACAACUCUCUUUUGCAAAAGUACCUCGAUCUCGGUCAAAACAACAAGGUCCAAGUUGAAUAUGUCUGGAUUGAUGCCAAAAACAACUUGAGAAGUAAGACUCGUACUGUUGACUUUGUUCCUCAAAAGGCCUCUGAAUUACCUGAGUGGAACUUUGAUGGUUCUUCCACUGGUCAAGCUGAAGGUCAUGACUCUGAUAUCUUGAUUCAACCCGUUGCUCUCUUCAAUGAUCCUUUCCGUCGUGGUGAUAACAAGUUUGUCAUUUGUGAGACUUAUAACCCUGAUGGCACUCCUCAUGCCACCAACUACCGUUAUGAAUGUAAGAAAAUCAUGGAUACCUAUGCUCACACCAACCCUUGGUUCGGUAUCGAACAAGAAUACAUGCUUAUUGACCCUGAGACCUCCAAGCCUUAUGGUUGGCCCAAACAUGGUUUCCCUGAAGCCCAAGGUAAAUACUACUGUGGUGUAGGUGCCGGUAAGGUCUUUGGUCGUGAUAUUGUUGAGGCUCAUUACCGUGCCUGUUUAUUCGCUGGUAUCAACAUCUCUGGUGUCAAUGCUGAAGUUGCUCCCGGUCAAUGGGAAUAUCAAGUCGGUCCCAGUGUCGGUAUUGCCAUGGGUGAUGAACUCUGGGCCUCUCGUUACCUCCUCGAACGUGUCUCUGAAGAUUUCGGUAUCAUCGUUACUAUCCAUCCCAAGCCUGUCUCUGGUGACUGGAACGGUGCUGGUUGUCAUACCAACUUCUCUACUGAAGAGAUGCGUCAAGAAGGUGGUCUUGCUGCUAUUGAACGUUCCAUUCAAAAGUUGAGUUUGCGUCAUGCUGAACACAUUGCCGUCUAUGGUGAAGACAACGAUCUUCGUUUGACUGGCAGACACGAAACUGGUCACAUCAACGAUUUCAGUUCCGGUGUUGCUAACCGUGGUGCCUCUAUUCGUAUUCCUCGUCAUGUUGGUAAGGAAGGCAAGGGUUACUAUGAAGAUCGUCGUCCUGCUUCCAACAUUGAUCCUUACAGAGUUACUCACAUCAUUGUUGAAUCUACCUUCAUGCCCGAUAACUAAAUAAUAUAUAUAUAUCUCUUACCCCUCCCCACCACCACCAUCUUAUUGUACAUUAGAAAUUAAUCUUAUUUUAAAUAAAUACACAAACAUUUCAGAAAGUAAAAUCAGUCUUUAA
This is a messenger RNA of Mucor mucedo, 1383 nucleotides long. RefSeq lists its product as uncharacterized. Gene Ontology annotation, molecular function: glutamine synthetase activity. The coding region runs from base 198 to 1268 and encodes 356 amino acids. Lineage: Eukaryota; Fungi; Mucoromycota; Mucoromycetes; Mucorales; Mucoraceae. Gene Ontology annotation, cellular component: cytoplasm. The transcript has a single exon. The record is from RefSeq and is a predicted model, not a curated record.